This is a messenger RNA of Oncorhynchus keta (chum salmon), 1804 nucleotides long. Its product is annotated as beta-centractin-like. NCBI's taxonomy places the organism in Eukaryota, Metazoa, Chordata, Actinopteri, Salmoniformes, Salmonidae. The coding region runs from base 150 to 1280 and encodes 376 amino acids. The record is from RefSeq and is a predicted model, not a curated record. The transcript has 11 exons.
CGUUGCACAGAGUGGGCGGAUAAUAGCUGAGCCUAUCUCGCUAUACAUUUAUAUCUGCAUCGUUGCGCCACAUAACAAGGCGAAAUCAGCUAACUACAAUGCUAGGACAAAAGGAUUCAUAAAGGACCUAUAUCUAUAAGGUUAUCACCAUGGAGUCCUACGAUAUAAUAGCAAAUCAGCCUGUGGUUAUUGAUAAUGGCUCCGGUGUUGUUAAAGCUGGUUUUGCAGGAGACCAGAUCCCCAAAUACUGCUUCCCAAACUAUGUGGGUCGUCCAAAGCAUGUUCGGGUGAUGGCAGGUGCUCUGGAAGGAGAUCUCUUCAUUGGCCCAAAAGCAGAGGAACACAGGGGGCUCCUGUCUGUACGGUACCCAAUGGAGCACGGUAUUGUGAAGGACUGGAAUGACAUGGAGCGCAUCUGGCAAUAUGUGUACUCUAAGGAGCAACUACAGACCUUCUCUGAAGAGCAUCCUGUGCUGCUGACAGAGGCCCCCUUGAACCCAAGUAAAAACCGUGAGCGUGCAGCAGAGGUGUUUUUUGAGACCUUCAAUGUACCAGCGCUCUUCAUCUCCAUGCAGGCAGUAUUAAGCUUAUAUGCCACAGGCCGGACUACAGGGGUAGUGCUGGAUGCUGGUGAUGGGGUAACCCAUGCUGUGCCCAUCUAUGAAGGCUUUGCCAUCCCUCACUCUAUCAUGCGGGUCGACAUUGCUGGGCGUGAUGUUUCACGCUUCCUACGCCUGCUACUGCGCAAGGAAGGCUAUGACUUCCACACCUCAGCUGAGUUUGAGGUUGUGCGCACUAUCAAAGAGAGAGCAUGCUACCUCUCACUGAACCCACAAAAAGAUGAGACCUUGGAGACAGAGAAGGUGCAGUACACUCUUCCUGAUGGCAGCACAUUGGAUAUUGGCCCUGCUCGGUUCCGAGCCCCAGAGCUCCUCUUCCGUCCAGACCUGAUAGGGGACGAGAGUGAAGGAAUCCAUGAAGUUCUUGCUUUUGCCAUUCAGAAGUCUGACAUGGACCUGCGACGUACACUCUUUUCCAACAUUGUUCUCUCUGGGGGCUCCACACUCCUCAAAGGUUUUGGUGACCGGUUGUUAAGUGAAGUAAAAAAGUUGGCACCUAAAGAUGUGAAAAUAAAGAUCUCUGCACCUCAAGAACGACUCUACUCCACGUGGAUAGGGGGCUCCAUCCUUGCGUCACUGGACACCUUCAAGAAGAUGUGGGUGUCAAAGAAGGAGUAUGAGGAAGACCGAGCACGUGCCAUCCAUCGUAAGACAUUCUGAAGAGACUGGUGGUGCUCCUAUUCUGCCCCAAAAAAGUCCACCAACUUGUCCACCACACCCCCUGAUGGGGAGAGCCCAUGGCUCCCUAUGGCAUGCCUUCUACGGACUCCCCUACACGCCAUAUGACGGGGAAACUGGCCAGGACUGGCAAAGUGUUGACCAGCAUUUACCAGAAAGACCCAGAACCUGUCCCAAUGACAAGGCUUUAAGUUGCAUCUCUUGAUAUUGUGGAUUUUAUUUUUGUUUUGUUUAAACACAUUCAAGGCUAAGCUGCAUUGCUUGAUUCAAAUUCUGUAUUUAUUCUGCUGUGUGUUAUGCCCCAUAAAAUCCAUCACUUAAAUGACAAUGAAGGUGAAUGUUCUGCUUUACUUUGAUAUAUUCAAUUAAGACUUGUUUUUACCUUUGGGUGUGGUUACUGUGGCACAUUAAACAGUGUGCAAAGAUACUUUAAGAACUAGUUGAAGUUGUCUCCUUAUUUCCCACAGUCUGAAUGGAGACAGUUUAAAUAAAUUGUUAAAAUAUGA